AUGCAUGGGCUCGGCCUCCUCGUCCUGCUGACCAUGGCUGGAAUGGUGCAUGGGACAUGGGACAACUGCGGAUGGACUUGCGGCCUCCGACCCAUGGUGUCUGACUCCAUACCUCAUGAGGAUGGCAUGACACGUAUUGUGGGUGGCACAGGUGCCAAGCCAGGGGCCUGGCCGUGGAUGGUCAGCAUCCAGCAUCCGAUGAUACCAGGUUCAAAGCAUUGGUGUGGAGGGUCUCUCGUCAAUGAAGAGUGGGUCCUCACAGCAGCCCACUGCUUUGACAGGAUCAAGAGAAUCAGCAUCUUGAAUGUGGUGAUUGGGGCCACCCAGUUGACUCAGCCAGGGCCUGGGGCACAAGUGCGCAAGAUUAAGAAGCUAUUUCGUCACAAAAAAUAUAAGAGAAGCGAUAUAAGUAAUGACAUUGCCUUGCUAGAACUGAAUGAGCCUGUUGACUGCAGCCCCUACAUCCAGUUGGCCUGUGUGGCUGACCCCACCCUAAGAGUCUCAGAGCUGCAAAACUGCUGGAUUGCUGGUUGGGGUUUAACCUCAGAAGGAGAUGAAGACUCAAGUGAUCACCUCCAGGAGGCCAAGGUCAAGCUCAUCGAUCUCCAGCUCUGCAACAGCAGUGGAUGGAAUGCAGGGGAAAUCCAUCCGUACAACUUGUGUGCUGGUUACCCAGAGGGCGGCAUCGACACCUGCCAGGGUGACAGCGGUGGUCCUCUCAUGUGCCAGGACAACAAUGCUGACUACUGGUGGGUUGUCGGAGUGACCAGCUGGGGGAAAGGCUGCGCCAGAGCAAUGCGGCCUGGAGUCUACACCUCCACUCAGGACUUCUAUGACUGGAUUCUGGCCCAGAUGGGGCUGAGCCCAUUUGGAACCAUGAAUUGGCUCGGCCUCCUCGUCCUGCUGACCGUGGCUGGAAUGGUGCAUGGGACAUGGGACAACUGCGGAGGGAUAUGUGGGCUCCGACCCAUGGUGUAUGAGUAUGAGUACCUGGAUCAUGACGACGGUGACAGUACAACACGCGUCGUGGGUGGUGCAGAUGCCAAGCCAGGGGCCUGGCCCUGGAUCGUCAGCCUUAAGCAUCCUGCAAUACCAGGCACAAGACACCUGUGUGGAGGGUCUCUCAUCACUGCAGAGUGGGUCCUCACAGCAGCCCACUGCUUUGACCCCAUCAGGAAAAUUGGCGUGGUGUAUCUGGUGAUUGGGGCCACCCAGCUGACUAAGCCAGGACCUGGAGCGCAACUGAGACGGAUUAAGAAGUUAAUACGUCAUGAAAACUAUAAUCCAAGUGACAAAAGUUAUGACAUUGCCUUGCUGAAACUGAGCAAGCCUGUUGACUGCAGCCCCUACGUCCAGGUGGCCUGUGUGGCUGACCCUGCCCUAAGCCUGUCAGAGCUGCACAACUGCUGGGUGGCUGGCUGGGGUGCCACUGCUGCAAGAGCUCAAAACUCAAGUGAUGUCCUACAAGAGGCCAAGGUCCAGCUCAUUGAUCUCCAGCUCUGCAACAGCACUGGCUGGUAUGCAGGGAAAGUCCACACCCACAAUGUGUGUGCUGGUUACCCACAGGGCACCAUCGACACCUGCCAGGGUGACAGCGGUGGUCCUCUCAUGUGCCAGGAGAAGGACAGCGACUUCUUCUGGGUUGUUGGAGUGACCAGCUGGGGAAGAGGCUGUGCCAGAGCAAAGCGGCCUGGAAUCUACACGUCCACUCAGUACUUCUAUGACUGGAUUGUGGCCCACAUAGGCACAGAGAAUGUUUAA
This is a messenger RNA of Camarhynchus parvulus, 1761 nucleotides long. RefSeq names its product transmembrane protease serine 9-like. The record is from RefSeq and is a predicted model, not a curated record. Bases 1 to 1761 code for a protein of 586 amino acids. Gene Ontology annotation, molecular function: serine-type endopeptidase activity. The transcript is spliced from 10 exons. NCBI's taxonomy places the organism in Eukaryota, Metazoa, Chordata, Aves, Passeriformes, Thraupidae. Gene Ontology annotation, biological process: proteolysis; acrosome reaction.